Molecule: messenger RNA, 624 nt
Organism: Tetrahymena thermophila SB210
Lineage: Eukaryota; Ciliophora; Oligohymenophorea; Hymenostomatida; Tetrahymenidae
Product: mammalian STARD1-STARD15-like lipid-binding START domain protein, putative
Exons: 1
Source: RefSeq, a predicted model, not a curated record
AUGGGACAAAGUCAAUAUUCCUCAAUUGUAGAUAAAGCUAUUGAUGAUGCUUAGCUGGUUAAAAAUUCUUAAGAAAAUUGGAAUGUCCUUUUGAAAGGAAAGUAUUUUACUUUAUCAGCGAAACCUUAUAACAAGACUGAAAAGUAAAUUUUAAAGCUUGAAGGCAAUAUUCCAGCUUAAGUUAAUUAGGUUGUAGAAUAUUUCUUUAAUAACUAUGAAAGUAUUAAAAAUAACCGUGAAUAAUGUGAAGUAUUUGAAUCUCUCGAAGUGAUAGAUUCAGAUACAAAGGUGACAGUUUUUAAACUUAAACCAAUGCAGGAUGGUCAUAGAAUUGAGUCAUUAAAUAUUAUUCAUAAAAAAAAAAUUAAUCAAAAUUAAGUUUUGAUUGUGAAUGCUCAUCUUGAUGAUCACCCAAAAAUGCCUAAAAACUCUAAUAUAACUAGAAUAGAGAAUAUUAUUAAUGGAAUAUUUUUGAAAGAAUCUAACUCUACAAAUACUUUUAUGGAGGGAUAUUUCUUAAAUGAUCCUAAAGUACCUAUUCCACCACAAUUAAUUCCACAAUUAACAUAAAGCUUCUUAUAAAGCUAUGAAAAAGAUGUUGAAUCUAUUUUAUAAAAAAAAUGA